This is a messenger RNA of Trypanosoma conorhini, 330 nucleotides long. RefSeq lists its product as uncharacterized. The record is from RefSeq and is a predicted model, not a curated record. The annotation marks the transcript as partial. The transcript has a single exon. NCBI's taxonomy places the organism in Eukaryota, Euglenozoa, Kinetoplastea, Trypanosomatida, Trypanosomatidae.
AUGGGCGGACGGCUCCGUGGAGCUCGGAGUGCGGUCUGGCUGCGCCGCCCGCUUAACUCAGCGCCAGACGUGCGUACGUGCAGCGUGAAGCGUGGCGGCGGCCCUCUGGCGUGCGGCAGCGGGGUGAGGUACCAGGACACGGAACGGGGCCCCGCUGAGCUCCUGCUAUGCGUUCUGAAAACGUCCGGCAGGCGAGUGGCGGGCGUAUUUACUGCCUCACCGUCCCUUCUCCUGAGCGCGCUUGAAACGGGCCCGACCCGAGUCACGGACGGGGUGCUCCGCCGCAUUUGGAGCCUCAUUGCCGGCCCGCUCCGUCGUGGCGCGUGCGCC